ACUUUACAAACGACGAGAGGGUACGUUCCACUCGCUCGCUCGCUCGUUCGCUCACUCUCUCUCUCUCUCUCUCUCUCUCUCUCUCCUCCUCCCUUCAUAGGUAGUUUUAGUAAAAGCAAGAUUCUUAGCCUCGAUAGUUGAGACCCCCUCCGUUGGCUUGAGAAAAGAACGGGACGUUCGAGAAUGGACCCCUGUGAUCGUCGAAGCCGAACGAGAACGAGCCUUCGCCCAAAUAAAUACAUACUUAGAGUCGUACAGCCAAGAGAGAAGCUCGAGAUCGAACAACCGCGGCAGGACACGGGGAGAGGAGGGGGACUUUCGGACAGAUCGACGAGACCGUUUCUCAGAUCAAUAUAUGUACAGCAGCGGUGCGGGUUCGCAAUGAAAAGGAGAGCGCUCGCCGGGAACAACGGGCCGCGGAAACGGACAAAAUUGACGAGGAUCGUUUCCAUUACGAACCCGAUUCGAUUCUAUCACUUAUGGAAAACUAGGACUCUACGCGUCUAUGGAGCCUCGCGGAGGAAGCGCGGCGGGUCGCGAGCCGUGUCCAAAAAUAGCCGGAACGCACUGCGAGACUUCGACCUCGUGUGCGCAUAUAAGUGGCAGGGUUUCGUCGUAUUUUUCUGCCCUUCCGGGAGAUUCACCGUGCGAAAUUAUCGAAAACGAAACCCGUAA
Ceratina calcarata is the source of this 675-nucleotide messenger RNA. RefSeq lists its product as uncharacterized. NCBI's taxonomy places the organism in Eukaryota, Metazoa, Arthropoda, Insecta, Hymenoptera, Apidae. The coding region runs from base 184 to 675 and encodes 163 amino acids. The record is from RefSeq and is a predicted model, not a curated record. The transcript has 4 exons.